GUACGCGCAGAAAUUGCGGCUGAUAUUGAUAAAAGACUUACUUGGUCGUAUGUCGGCUGCAGUAUGAUGUGGAUGUGAUUCAUCUUAAAGGCUGAAACAGACUAACCACAGCUGAAAUGGCAAAGUCGAAGAACCACACCACCCACAACCAGUCCCGUAAAGCCCACAGGAAUGGCAUCAAGAAACCCAAAUCUCAGCGUUAUGAGUCACUGAAGGGGGUGGACCCGAAGUUUUUGAGGAACAUGCGCUUUGCCAAGAAGCACAACAAGAAGGGCUUGAAGGCGGCAAGGAAGGCAGCGGCUCAAGAGAAAAAAUAAGACUGCUGUCUCAUAGUUCCAUGGACUGUGUUAAUAUCACAAUAAAACUAUGCUGUAACAAA
Messenger RNA from Thalassophryne amazonica, 379 nucleotides. It is a transcript of the gene rpl29, whose product is annotated as ribosomal protein L29. Gene Ontology annotation, cellular component: ribosome; cytosolic large ribosomal subunit. The record is from RefSeq and is a predicted model, not a curated record. The transcript is spliced from 4 exons. Gene Ontology annotation, molecular function: structural constituent of ribosome. Gene Ontology annotation, biological process: cytoplasmic translation. NCBI's taxonomy places the organism in Eukaryota, Metazoa, Chordata, Actinopteri, Batrachoidiformes, Batrachoididae. The coding region runs from base 117 to 317 and encodes 66 amino acids.